GCACAUUUGCAAAUUAUUUGCAAGUCCGUCUUCGGUUUGCGGCUCCUCUAUGGGUUCUCGUCGACGCCAGCCGACGGACCUUUAACUUCGCUCAGGUCUACAAGAGCUAAACACGCGGUUUGACAUCACCGAGGCUUCCCGGGCUUCCCUUUGGAAACCGUACCGGUGCGUAGAGGCGGUUCCUUUGGUCAAUGGAGCCGUUGGUAAGGGCACGCGCGCUGUUGUAGGCAAGGUAAAGAUAGCUGUGUGUGUGUUGUGAGGGGGGCUGCUGCUGAAGUGACGGCACACAAGCUCCGCUGCGCCUCAGCAACUGACAGACGACCACCGGUGGACGCUCUGACUGUCCUGCUGCAUCUCAAAGGCGGGAAGAGUCCGGAUACAGGUGCCCUGGGGGGCAGGCAGUUGUCUAAGAAGUUGUUUGGAGGAUAAAGGGAAGAGCCAGACUUCAAAAUGCCUGUAGCAACAUCCAGUUCGGACUCCGCCAUGCAUCAGGCUCUGGACACAUUGAGCGACAGCACCAGUUCAACGACGGCUAAUGACCUGGAUCUCAUCUUCCUCAAAGGCAUCAUGGAGAGCCCGGUGGCUCACGAGCAUUUUGAGGAACCCAAACUGGAAGCUGUGAGUGAGAACAAUGUUGAACUGGUCCAGGACAUCCUCAAAGAGCUCGGUCCGCUCUCACACAGGAGUCAGGCGGCCGAAGAGCUUGUCCGCAUCCUCAAGGAGCCUCACUUCCAGUCCCUCCUGGAGACCCAUGAUUCUGUGGCAUCCAAAAACUAUGAGACCCCCCCGCCCAGCCCCUGCUCCUUCAUGGACGCGGCCCUCAACAACCAGCCCGUUCCGCCAGACGCAGUUCGGAUGGUGGGCAUCAGGAAGGUGUCUGGAGAACACUUGGGAGUGACCUUCCGAGUGGAGAACGGUGAACUGGUGAUCGCCAGGAUUCUUCACGGCGGCAUGAUCGACCAGCAAGGCCUGCUGCACGUGGGCGACAUCAUCAAGGAGGUCAACGGCAAGGAGGUGGGCAACGACCCCAAGGUGCUCCAGGAGAUGCUGAAGGAGGCGAGCGGCAGCGUGGUGCUGAAGAUUCUGCCCAGCUACCAGGAGCCACACACACCCAGACAGGCCUUCGUGAAGUGCCACUUCGAUUACGACCCCACUCACGACAACCUGAUUCCCUGCAAGGAGGCGGGCCUCAGCUUCACCAGUGGAGACAUUCUGCAGAUCUUUAACCAGGAAGACCUGAACUGGUGGCAGGCGUGCCACAUAGAGGGAGGCAGCGCGGGCCUCAUUCCGAGCCAGCUUCUGGAGGAGAAGAGGAAAGCGUUUGUGAAGAGGGACAUGGAGCUCGCCACCACAGGUCCCUUGUGUGGAGGAAUGGGUGGUAAGAAGAAAAAAAAGAUGAUGUAUUUAACCACCAAGAAUGCAGAAUUUGAUCGACAUGAACUGCGGAUCUAUGAAGAGGUUGCCAAAGUCCCUCCCUUCAGGAGGAAGACGCUGGUUCUGAUUGGAGCACAGGGAGUCGGGCGACGCAAUCUGAAGAACAAGCUGCUGGUGUCGGACCCUCAGCGCUACGGGACCACCAUACCCUUCACCUCCAGGAAGCCGAAGGUGGACGAGCGAGACGGUCAGAUGUACGGCUUCAUGUCGCGGAGCGAGAUGGAGUGCGACAUCAAAAGCGGCCGUUUCCUGGAGCACGGCGAGUACGACGGCAACCUGUACGGCACGAAGAUCAACUCCAUACACGAGGUGAUAGAAACGGGGAAGAUCUGCAUCCUGGACGUCAACCCACAGGCCUUGAAAGUGCUGCGGACGUCUGAAUUCCUGCCUUACGUUGUGUUCAUUGAAGCCCCGGACUUUGAAGUCCUCAAAGCGAUGAACAGGUCAGCCAUUGACUCAGGAGUCGUCACAAAGCAGAUGACGGACUCUGAACUAAAGAGGACAGUGGACGAGAGCGAGCGCAUAAAGAGGGCCUAUGGACAUUACUUUGAUCUUUGCAUCGUGAACGACGGUUUGGAGGCGGCCUUCCGCAGCCUCCGGGUGGCGCUGGAGAAGCUCUCCAUGGAGCAUCAGUGGGUGCCGGUCAGCUGGGUGUUCUGAGCACCACCUGCAAAGAGUCGGAGGACGCUUCGUCACCGACGCCGAUGGAGCCGCAUGGCGGACGUCGGCACAGGCGACCAGCCUCACGUAGAAGCAUUUUUUUGUACAAACUAAGUGUUCCUCUGUUGAGCCUAAUGUCAAGUUGUGAUUAAUUUAUCAAAACUGGUUGUUUGUUGAGGAGGCUUUAGAGACGACCGGGAGUUGUAGUGUGAUCGUUUAAAUGUGGAUGAUAAACAGUUUGAGGGACAGUUUUAGCCUUCACAAAUCUUAAAUACUUUAUGUAGUGUAAAUGUUUACAUUGGUUCUGUAGGAAGGAUUGAAGAAAGAUACCAAAUGUCACAUUUGUGUUGAAAACUUAAUAUUUUUGCCAUUUGAUCACACGGUAGGAUUGUACGUGUUCAGAAAUGUGCUAAAAAAUGGCAAUAGUUACUGAAAUAAACAUGCAAUACACUUAAUGAGACACCAGAAAGGAAACACACACAUUUCUGCUUUGGGAAGCAGUGGAGGAUGUUCAUGUUGAGACGUUUUUCAUUCAUCUUCUUUCCUUUUUGAAUGUUGAUUUCUGUACGUUUGUCCUGACAGUUAGAAGAUACAGCAGAUGUUUGAGUUUAAUCCGUAGCACCAGUAACAAUCAAAUCUUCAGUAGCCUAGACCUGUUGUGUGCGUUGUUUAACGAAGGGAAAACAUUCAAUCUUAGCGUUUACUUCUUGGAGUCCUGAUGGAAGAUUUUUUUUGUUUUUGUUACUUUUAUGUAAAACUGGUUACCAGUGUCUUCAAAUUCAUGUUUACUUUUGCCUUAAUAUGGUUCAAAAGCCAAGGAAACUAUUUUUUCAUUGUGGAACUUUUCAUUUCUAUCAUUGCACAUGUUCCUUAGGAAACAACACAUAACUCUGUCAGCUUAUUUAUUGUUCAUUUAAUCUUUCUUUCAGCCUGUAAGUACUGUAUUGUAAUAAAGAGUGUAUAGAAUAUCAAAGAAA
Messenger RNA from Gambusia affinis (western mosquitofish), 3071 nucleotides. RefSeq names its product MAGUK p55 scaffold protein 2b (gene mpp2b). Gene Ontology annotation, molecular function: protein binding. The transcript is spliced from 13 exons. The coding region runs from base 451 to 2094 and encodes 547 amino acids. Gene Ontology annotation, cellular component: cell-cell junction; plasma membrane. NCBI's taxonomy places the organism in Eukaryota, Metazoa, Chordata, Actinopteri, Cyprinodontiformes, Poeciliidae. The record is from RefSeq and is a predicted model, not a curated record.